Heteronotia binoei (common prickly gecko) is the source of this 448-nucleotide messenger RNA. Its product is annotated as keratin-associated protein 4-8-like. Lineage: Eukaryota; Metazoa; Chordata; Lepidosauria; Squamata; Gekkonidae. The record is from RefSeq and is a predicted model, not a curated record.
CCUCCACCUCUCCAAGAUGUCUUGCUGCUGUCCUCCAUCUUGCGCCAUCCCCUCCUGCCCCCAGCCUUGCUGCUCCCAGCCUUGCUGCUCCCAGCCUUGCUGCUCCCCGUGUAGCUACCCCACAGGCGGUCUGGGCAAGCUGGAUUGCUGCUCCAGUUCCUGCUGCUGCUCUUCGUGCUGCGGUAACUCGACAUCCGCCCGUUGCCUCGGCAUCACCAGCGGGGCCAACGUCUCUUGCGUCAGCCAAAUCCCACCGUCGGAAGUCGUGAUACAGCCACCUCCCGUCAUUGCGGUCAUCCCAGGGCCAGUCCUGCUGCCUCCUGUGAGCCUGUCCGCGUGGGAGGCUACACCGCCUGCGGCGGUUGUCCCCCUUGCGGUCGCAUCUGCGGCUCUCCCUGCUAAGCUGGAAGGGGAGCUUCGCGAGGACGGGAACGAAACGGCCACCUGA